GCCACAAGUACUUAGAUCGACACCUUUUAAUUCAAUCAAUCUGAAAAUUCAACCAAUACACAAAUGGAGGCUUUGGUUUCUCUGAGAGCAACGGUUCCUUCUCUAACUCACAGACCCAACAAAUUAUCCGUGAGAAAGUCCAUUUCAAUGGACUUGCCUACAAGAAAUUCGGUUUCUGUUACUUCUUCUUCCUUCUCCAUUAGAGCUCAGCAGAUAGAGUCCAAGGAUGGUUCUGCUACAGUUGCACCAGUACCUGUACCUGAAGAAGCUCUUAAAGUCAAGGAGUGGGAAGUGGGGAUGUUCCACAAUGAAGUAGCUGCUAGUCAGGGUAUAAGGAUUAGGAGGAGGCCACCAACUGGACCCCCUUUGCACUAUGUGGGACCUUUCGAGUUUCGGUUGCAGAAUGAGGGCAAUACUCCUCGCAACAUUUUGGAAGAAAUCAUUUGGCACAAGGACACGGAAGUCGCAAGAUUAAGAGAGAGAAGGCCUCUCUUAGCACUGAAGAAAGAACUUGAGAAUGCUCCUCCUCCUAGAGACUUUAUUGGAGCUCUUAGGGAAGCAAAUCUACGAACUGGACUGCCUGGAUUGAUUGCUGAAGUGAAAAAGGCUUCUCCAAGCAGAGGAAUUCUAAGAGAGGACUUUAAUCCAGUUGAAAUUGCCCAAUCUUAUGAGCGAGGUGGAGCAGCAUGUCUGAGUGUUUUGACAGAUGAAAAGUUUUUUAAGGGAAGCUUUGAAAAUCUGGAGUUGAUAAGGAAUGCUGGAGUAAAGUGCCCUCUAUUGUGCAAAGAAUUUGUUGUAGAUGCAUGGCAGAUCUACAAUGCUCGAGCAAAAGGCGCAGAUGCCAUCCUUUUAAUUGCUGCUGUUUUGCCAGAUCUUGAUAUCAAAUACAUGACUAAGAUUUGCAAGAUACUUGGUUUGGCAACACUUGUUGAGGUGCACAAUGAGAGAGAAAUUGAUCGUGUUCUUGAAAUUGAAGGAAUUGAGCUUAUUGGCAUCAACAACCGGAAUCUCGAAACUUUUGAGGUUGAUAUAAGUAUUACAAAGAGGCUUAUUGAAGGAGAGCGUGGUCAAAGGAUCCGUGACAAAGGCAUAAUGGUAGUUGGGGAAUCUGGAUUGUUUACUCCGGAUGAUAUCGCUUUUGUACAAGAAGCUGGUGUUAGAGCAGUUUUGGUUGGAGAGUCAAUCGUUAAACAAAGUGACCCUGGGAAGGGAAUAGCUGGACUUUUUGGCAAAGAUAUUUCUUUGAGUCCAAAUUAGAAUGUUUUAUACACCCCUUUUUUGUGAGUGGCAGAUUCAUUUGCGACCAUAAGUUUGUGUCUCUGCCUGCCCCACAUGGCUGUAUCCCCAUGCAGUUUCCAAAAGUGUAGUAGAAUAACGAGUAUCUCUAAAGAAUGCCAGUGACAUUUGUGAUACUAAAGUUGAUUAUGCAUAAAGCAAGAAUGUGUGGUCUAGGUGUCCUAUAAAUUUUGCUUGAAGUUGCGUUUGUGUAAUGGAAAAGCUAAAAUGUAACUAAAAUUAGUGAACAUGAAAACGCUAAGUGUGUUUUGUUUGUUUAA
Molecule: messenger RNA, 1556 nt
Organism: Quercus robur (English oak)
Lineage: Eukaryota; Viridiplantae; Streptophyta; Magnoliopsida; Fagales; Fagaceae
Product: indole-3-glycerol phosphate synthase, chloroplastic-like
Exons: 10
Coding region: 64-1257 (397 amino acids)
Biological process (GO): L-tryptophan biosynthetic process
Molecular function (GO): phosphoribosylanthranilate isomerase activity; indole-3-glycerol-phosphate synthase activity
Source: RefSeq, a predicted model, not a curated record